Messenger RNA from Podospora pseudocomata, 1077 nucleotides. RefSeq lists its product as uncharacterized. The transcript is spliced from 2 exons. Bases 1 to 930 code for a protein of 309 amino acids. The record is from RefSeq and is a predicted model, not a curated record. Lineage: Eukaryota; Fungi; Ascomycota; Sordariomycetes; Sordariales; Podosporaceae. Gene Ontology annotation, molecular function: O-methyltransferase activity.
AUGGCAGAGCGCGAUGCCCGUAUCCUCGUGGCCACUGGCUUUCUGCUCCAGCCUUCUGCCACCACCCUUGCCUACGCUCACAGCAAGUUCAGCCUCGUCUACCGCGCUGACUCGCCGGCCGGUUACUUCUUCCUUGCCCUCUAUGACCAGUACCUCAAGCAUGCCUACAACUUUGACGACUAUCUCGAGGCGCACGGCCAGGUCUCUGCGGCCCGCGAACCCGAUGAUCCCCUCCACAACCCCUGCACCUGGAACGCAAAGCAGGAUGGUGUGUCUGUCUGGCAGAUCAUGGCUCAGAACCCGGAGAAGCUGGACCAGUUCCAAAAGGGAUUGGCCGGCAUUGAUGUUGCCGUCCCGCCCGUGGGUCAUUUUGACUUUUCAUUGUUGAAAAACAGCGACGAGGAGAAUGCUGCGGGGAUCAAGGAGCUGGUUGAUGUCGGGGGUGGCCAUGGAGUGGUGUUGUCCAAGAUUCUCGCUGCUCAUCCAGACUUGGGUGCCAGGAACACCGUGUUGCAGGAACGGAAGGACAUUUGUGCUCUGGCCGCUGAACAUCUGCCCGAGGGAGCAGUGGCGAUGGAACAUGAUUUUACAAAGGAACAGCCUGUGAAAGGAGCGAAGGGCUAUUUCUUCCGGAUGAUCAUGCACGACUAUUCCGACGCCGUUGCCUCAGGGAUUCUGAAGCAGAUCGUACCUGCCAUGAACAGCCAGUCCAGGGUCCUGGUCUGUGAUAUGAUCUUGCCGCAAAAGGUUGGGGAGGCCGACUUUGCAGCGGCCGUGAUGGAUCAUGCCGUUAUGACCAUGGGUGGCAAGGAAAGAACUGAGGAAGGCUUCAGAAAGAUCUUUGACGCUGCUGGACUGGAGUUGGUCAAGGUUUGGAGGGCCCCGGGCGUUCCUGGUGGUGUGGUUGAGGGAAGGCUGAGGGCUAACUGAUUUGAUGACACGAGAAGAUGACAACUGAGCAGAUUUUUACGUUGUCAGAAGUAUUGUGAUGUCUUGAUAGGUAGUUUGGCCUUUUUUUCUCUUUCUUCUGGCUAUAUUAAUGAAGAUCUCUUUUUGGAUAUCUGAUUUUGUCUCUGG